AUGGACCCAGUAAUCCUUAUGCUAGCGGGUGGUCUACUCGUCUUGCUCCCUUUCACAGCGAUCGCGGUUUCUCGGUGCGCAAGGAGGCUCUACCAUCUAUGGCGUGAAUUUAGAACCACCCAGUUUAUAUGGCAAAACGAAUACCAUUCAUUCGAAGAGUUACAUUCUCUAUACGACCGCGGCGACAUUAUGCUCUCUGCGGUUCUCAUCGCCUCGUCCCUUCAACUAUCUCACCACGGCAUGUCGAAAGCGAUUGAGGCCCACAGUACCUACAAGUCAGACCCCUGGCGUCGCCUAACUCGGACGUUGGCUUUUAUAUAUAUUAUGGUUCGUUCCAACAAGGGCGCUGAACGGCAGCAAGUUGUCCGGUGGCUGCAAAACAUACACCGCAACAUUCCACUCUUUGAAUUUGAGACGAAUGUCUUUGUCUUUGCUACUUUUGCGUGUGAUGGCCAUGGCAAACAAGCUAGAUCCAAAAGAUUAUGGGAAAGGGGUGCCGAAUACGAUGGCGGAGAUUCAGAACUAUCUGCGAAACCGGCUCCCCCUCGACAGCAAUGUACCACUGGAGAAACUUCUGGAGAGCAUUAA
Messenger RNA from Orbilia oligospora ATCC 24927, 588 nucleotides. RefSeq lists its product as uncharacterized. Lineage: Eukaryota; Fungi; Ascomycota; Orbiliomycetes; Orbiliales; Orbiliaceae. Gene Ontology annotation, molecular function: oxidoreductase activity. The record is from RefSeq and is a predicted model, not a curated record. The transcript is spliced from 2 exons. Bases 1 to 588 code for a protein of 195 amino acids.